AUGAAUAUCUCAUCUCAUUCCCACAAUGUGUCCUACACUCUGCAAAAUCAACAGCCGAAAUCAUCUGUGACCAAAAUGGUGGUGGUUUUUGCUCUGGGAAUCAUCAUCAACUACAUAAAUGGCACACUUCUUCACACCUUCAGAAAACACCAGAUCUUUUACUUAAAUCCUCGCUACAUCCUUUUCAUCCACCUGGUGAUAAACGACAUGAUCCAGCUCACAGCAACCAUCAGCCUCGUCAUCCUGGGAAACAUCUUCUACCGAAUCAAUGUUGUACUCUGUUGUUUCAUUUUGACCUUUGCAUUGUGCACCACCUUCAACACGCCACUGAACCUGGCUGUCAUGGCCUUGGAGUGCUACGUCGCUGUCUGCUUGCCUCUGCGACACUCCGAGCUGUGCACCAUCAAUCGGACAUACAUCCUGAUUGGAUGCAUUUGGGCCAUGAGCACUGUAUCAGUCACUGCAGACAUCUUCCUUGUUGUUGCUGCUGAGCCGAAGCAUUUAAUGUUUAACAAUGCUCUUUACUGUGAGAACAAUAAUGUCUUGCGACACCCAUUAACUUCACAAAAGAAGGACUUUUCUUUCAUUGUUUUCAUGGUUGCGGUGUGGUUCACCAUUUUGUACACCUACGUAAAUAUCUUUCUUGCUGCAAGAGCUGCAAAAUCAACUAAAUCAACAAGCGGACAUGCAAAAAAGGCCAGAAAUACCAUCCUGCUGCACGGCUUCCAGCUGCUGCUGAGCAUGCUCACCUAUGUGGCCCACCUCUUGAUAAAAGGCCUCAUUUCCUUGUUUCCAAAAAAUUUUUCUGAAAUUGUCUUUGUUGUCUAUGUCAUCGUCCACAUCUUCCCCAGGUUAGUCAGUCCCAUCGUAUACGGGCUGCGAGACAACACAUUCAGGCGGUAUCUGAAAAGACAUCUGUUGUGUGCAGAGAGACCAGGCAUUAAUAUAGAGAUGGCACCCAAACCCAUGCUGCAGUACUCGAAACCCAGAAGAUAG
This is a messenger RNA of Salarias fasciatus (jewelled blenny), 996 nucleotides long. RefSeq names its product odorant receptor 131-2-like. The record is from RefSeq and is a predicted model, not a curated record. The coding region runs from base 1 to 996 and encodes 331 amino acids. Gene Ontology annotation, molecular function: olfactory receptor activity; G protein-coupled receptor activity; odorant binding. Lineage: Eukaryota; Metazoa; Chordata; Actinopteri; Blenniiformes; Blenniidae. Gene Ontology annotation, biological process: G protein-coupled receptor signaling pathway; detection of chemical stimulus involved in sensory perception of smell. Gene Ontology annotation, cellular component: membrane. The transcript has 2 exons.